AUGGAACGAGAUUCGCGACGGGAUCGAGGACAGUGGCGAGGCUGCCACACCUUCCAGGAUAUUGUUUGUGACGGAGAUCGACCAGCUCCUUCUAGAAGGAAUGGUGGCCUGAAAAUGGGCCAGCCCUAUUAUUUUUAUUAUGAGCUGGACGGCUCCCGUGAGACUCAUGACCCGACCCGGCCCUCGACCUCUACUUGCCCAUAUAUGCCAGGUCAGACCGUCAACAUCAUGGUGGUCCCGACGGAGAAGUCCAACAGGAAACGAAGAGCAUCCCUCAGCUCAAUGAACGAUAACGACUUCAUGACCAUGGACCCGAACGACAAGUUUCUCACCCCGAGGCCAGCACCUGUCCUGCCGGCUAUUCCUGACUUUCUGGGCCCGAGACAUCGCCUACCGACCACCAAUGCACAGGGCCUGAAGCACAAACGAUCUGACCGGUCACUCCCGUUGACACCUACGCCGAGCUGGUGGUCGCCGAAGAAGCUCUUCAACCGCAAGCACGCCUCAUCAUCGCCUCAACCCAGUGUCGUGGAGACUCCAGCGUCGAGACCAUCAUUGUCCGAGGAGCAACAAUGCGCUGUCGCAUCAGAGUCGACAGGCACACGGUCCAUGUCACCAGAGUCGCUGAGGAGGUUCCUGAUGGACGAGGCGCCUGUGUCUUCGGAGGUCCAAUCCCCAGAACGGCUCGGCCUGUCUAUUCCAGAUGACAUUGCGGAGGAGGACGAUGAUGACUUCGUCGUCGCUUCAGCUGUCUCCGAAUGUGGACCCAAGACCAUCCUGUCGCCGCCGCCUCCCUCAUCAAACAUACUUCGUCGCCUCUCGGAGAACGAAUCAACCAUCACACUGAAGGCUGUUGCCACACAGGACCGUCCAACACUCUCACCACGAUCCCCAAUGCCGUCUGCCACCUUUUACCAGAAGCAAUCACAUCAACAGGUUGAGGAAGCUGACGUCCCCCUGUCGCGCUUCUCACUCUCCUCUGACGAGGGGUCCAUUAUCGACGACGACGACGACGACGACUACGCCGACGCCGACCUGGACUCGCCCACGACCACCGACAACGAUAUUCCCUCUUUCUACCACUCGGAUGCCGACGACGACGAUAUCGACACCGAGGUCUCUUACUAUACAUUUUUCUAUGAGUCUCAGGCGCCGGCGGCCUGA
Molecule: messenger RNA, 1164 nt
Organism: Cryphonectria parasitica EP155
Lineage: Eukaryota; Fungi; Ascomycota; Sordariomycetes; Diaporthales; Cryphonectriaceae
Exons: 3
Coding region: 1-1164 (387 amino acids)
Source: RefSeq, a predicted model, not a curated record